UGUAUUUUGCUGUGCAGCCCUGGUUACCGCGCAAACUGAGUUUCUCUUUUGUUUUGAUUAUUUGUAAUAUUAAAACCAGAGCCAGAGCGCAAUGAACUAUUUUCCAAACUACUUUUCGAUCGAGGAUAUAUUUGUGACCCAGGAGAAGGUCGAAUGCAAGGUCAACACGAAGCUGCAGCGGAUGGGCUUCUUGGAUGCCGGCGCCGAAGGUGACGACCUGGAUCCGGGACGCACCAUCAAUCUGCCGCUGUGGUAUAUCAAGGAACUGAAGGUGAACAAUGCCUACUUCACCGUCGCCGUGCCCGAUAUCUAUAAGAAUGUGCACAAGGCCGUCUGUGAGGCGGAGACAACGCACAUCGAACUGGGUCGACUGCAUCCGUACUUUUACGAGUUUGGCCGCUAUCUGACGCCCUAUGACCGCAACCAUGUCAUCGGUCGCAUCAUCUUUGAGACGAUGCGGCAGCGUGUGCGUCAUCUGCUGGACAUAUCCAAAAACGAUGGACAACUGGCCAAGUCUGAGCUGCGACUGGACAACAUCGAGGCAAAGCUGCAUGAGGCGGGCGUGCGCACCAAUACCCAGUACAUCAACUGGCUGCAAAUGACGGGCAAUAAAAUUCUCAUCUCGGAGCUGGUGGAGGAGCAUCAGAAGAAGCGAAAACGUGACCGCAGCGACGAUGAGGGGGACAGUUUGCCCAGCAGUAAACGUGCCACCCUGUGACACACCCUACCACACCCAUCCCCGAAUAAUUAAUAAUUUUGGUUCUAUUUUUUUUUUUUUGUUUGUUGAAACAUUUAGCAAUUUUAUUCUGUAACUCGCUGCACGCUGCCCAGAUCAGAUUCUAUGCCAUACCUUGUAAAUACCCAUGCAACACUCCACACACACACACAGGCACAAACACAUAUAUGUAUAUGAUGUUUCAUUUCAUGCCACAAAAAUACAAUACAAUCGGUCUACAGAUGGUAGCUUCCAAAUACAUACAGAUCUAUACGCGGAAUACAUAUCUAUGUGUGUAUAUAUAUAUUAUAUGUAUAUAUGUCAUUAUUGCAUGUCUGUAUAGCGACAGCAGGGAUUAAGUUUUUCUUGUUUAGUUGUUGUAAAUACAUAAUAGCUAAGCAUUUCUGACAGGACAGAAGCACAAUGCACACACGGUUAGGUACCAAAUCUAUAAACUCUUACUGCUGCUGCUGCUGCUGCUCCACUCUCUCUCUCUCUCUCUCUGGCUAUAUAUUUGCUCUCCCUCAUGCGUUGGCAAUAAGCCAACGGAACAACCAUCGAUCGUCUUCAAACCAUGCAUGCACACAUAUAUUGUAUAUAUGUAGAUAUAAAUAGGUAACUACAUA
Molecule: messenger RNA, 1341 nt
Organism: Drosophila obscura
Lineage: Eukaryota; Metazoa; Arthropoda; Insecta; Diptera; Drosophilidae
Gene: Psf3
Product: DNA replication complex GINS protein PSF3
Exons: 3
Coding region: 92-718 (208 amino acids)
Biological process (GO): mitotic DNA replication initiation
Cellular component (GO): GINS complex
Source: RefSeq, a predicted model, not a curated record